Messenger RNA from Adineta steineri, 3678 nucleotides. Lineage: Eukaryota; Metazoa; Rotifera; Eurotatoria; Adinetida; Adinetidae. The record is from the annotation of a GenBank genome assembly.
AUGAUACGUAUUGAAAUAAAAAAUCCAACUAUUGAUAUAUAUGAGAAAUUAGCAGCUAAUAACUAUUCAAUAGAAUGUGACUGUUCAGAAACAUCCGUUCCUCAUAAAGAAUUCAUCAGUCUUCAACCGAUUUAUCAUCAAGUUUGUUCGAGUGAUUUUGUUACGCAACGUUGGAUUGAUUAUCUAUACGAUUCAACUAAACAUUCGUUCUAUUUGCAUGCUGAUUUUCGUUCGACCGCUAUGCAACAAUUUCAACUACUGGCUAUUUUUUGUCAAUUAAGUAUUCAAGAAACUGAAGAUGAUCUUGACUUGUUUUUUCAUACUGAAAUUAUUAGUGGCAAACUAAUGAGUAAAGAUUUUCUUUUAGCUGACGCUUACUCUCGUAUUAACGCAUCCAAGAGAAAUGCGCCUGAUGCAUUUGAUUAUAAACUAAUGUUUAUUCGUGAGAUGAUUGCAGGCAAUGUUCUCUUAUCAUCAACCGCAACUAUUUUCCAAUUUAACUUUGAAUAUUGGGAUUCCUUAUCCGGAGCUAGAUGGGUGCUUACCAAUGGUGAUGUUACUUUUUUUCAAUCGGACAAGUCUUUUUGUAUUUGUAAGGAACAGUUUACAUGUUCUACACCUGCAGUAUUCUUAGAUAAUAGUAAUAAUUCGUCUGCUUAUUUUUAUAUUAUCGAUGGAUGGUAUAUUGGAUGUCGACCAAUUGAUUCACUUCUUUCGUCAACAUUAAAAACUUUUUAUAAUCAAGCAAUGAUUAAUUCAUUGUUAAGAUAUUUUAAUAAUAUACCAUCAAAUUUUACAUGUUUAGAUGCAAAUAAAGAAAGUAUAUUUGAUUUGAAUACUAAUCUGUCAAUUAUUAUUAAAUCAGGUUUUAUUGAAAAAUGGAUUGAAAAUAUAAACUAUUCAUUAUAUUUUAAUCGUUGUGCACCACAACUGUGUUUCUAUACAAUCAACAAACGUUUCAACAUUUAUUAUAUUAUAACUGCAAUUAUUAGUGUAUACGGUGGUCUUUCUACUGUUCUAAGUCUUAUAAUUCCAAGUAUUGUAAAAUCAAUAACUCAACAUAAUGCAGAAACAUCUCCCAGAGAUUACUCUUUUAGACGACUGAAACAAUUAAUUAUUACUUGGCUUCGACAACUUAUUCCUGCUCUUAUCAAAAUAAAUCUUUUCCGUUCAUCGAUACGUCUUGAACCUUCAGAUAUUUAUCAACAACGAUGGUCAACUCGAUUUUACAUUACUUUCUUGUCAAUUUUUUUUAUCAUUAUAACAAUAUACACAGCAGCAACAAAAGAAACAGUUCAUACAGAGUUAAUUGAACCUUCGUUCGAUGAAGUCUUAAAUCUUCAGCAACAAACUAAUUUAUCAUCUCUUCAAUGUCCAUGUUCUAAACUUUCUUCAUUGUAUAAUUAUUCAAUUAAAUUAACUCCUACCUAUCACGAAAUAUGUGACAGCGACUUCGUAUCGGACGCAUGGAUUCGUCUAAUGCUACCUUUAGAGCAUUAUCAUCCCUACAAUUUUGAACAAAAUGGACCUAUUUUUAAACUCCUUCAAUCAUUUUGUAAAUUAGCCAAGAUAACAAUAAAUAAUGCUCUUAAUAUAUUCUAUGCAAGCCAAUUAGUUACUCCAAAUCUAAUCACCGAAGAUCUCUUCAAAUCUCUAAUGAUUUCUGAAUGCGAAUAUUUUAAACAUGUUACACCUAAUCGUUUUUCUUAUCUCUUGGAAUUCACACGUCAAACAAUGAAAGUUAAUCAAUUUACCUAUGGUAUAUAUACAAAUUAUUAUAUAUUGAUGGAAAAUAAUACAGGGCAUGUGUUAGUUUACAUUCAUUUUCGUGGCAGCUGGUAUUAUCAUAUUAACGAAAUUUUUUGUUCCCUUAUGUUUGACCCAGCUUGUAUAUUACAAACAGUUUUAUAUACCAAGAAUAUAUACGGACAUAUCAUAGAGAAACUUUUAUCUGGCUUCUACACAUCCGCAUUCUAUGUUAAUUCAUUACUAUUAACACAACUCCAAUGUUUGUAUAAUCAAUCGUGUGUUAACAUUAUUAAUAGUGUAAUUGCCGAUCCAUUUUAUCCAUUUAAUUUCACAGCAUUAUCUCAAACAAGUCGCUUUUCAAAUAACGUCACUAUUGAUUUUCUUUCAAAGCAUUUAUUUACUGAGUCUUGGUCGCAAACCCCAAGCUAUAUGGGCUAUUUUGAACAAUGUCAACCUCAUUCAUGUUCGUACACAACCAGUCAACGACGUACUUUCGUUUUACUCAUGAUGACUGUCAUUGGUUUGUCUUCUACUGUAUCUAUUAUUCUUCGAUUUAUAUCACCAUUUAUUAUAUCUUUUAUUCUUAAACAUUGUCGACGAACACAACAAACAAGCUCUUCUGACGAUACUCAACGAGUUAUAGGUCAUUUUUCUAUUCGAACAUAUAUCGUUAAUGUGUGGAGAAAAUCUCAUCAAUACAUUACGACACUAAAUAUAUUCGAGAAUGUUGAUAAGCCUAAUCCAUCUGAUGAAGAAUUAAAUGCUCAACGAAAAUGGACACGUGCAUACAUCGUCGUAUUAAUCGUAAUAAUGGCUAGUGUCAUUUAUAUUACCAUGCUGUCUUAUCAAACAGUUACAACCAUUGUGGACAAACCAACAUUAGAUGAAUAUGCAAAUCUACGAAAGUCAGCUGAUUGUCUUUGCACCAACCUGUCUAUUCCUUAUCACACUUUCAUUAACUUCAAUCCACAAUUUCACGAAGUAUGCAAAAGCCAUUUUAUUGAAUUAAAUGGUGAAUGGAUGUCAUUACUUUAUAAUUCGUAUACAGAUCAACUACCUAAUAAACGAAACCGUCGUACAUUUCAAGGUAUGGCAAUAUUUCAUUUUCAGGCAAUACAAGCAAUGUGUAGAAUGGUUAUAAUGGCUGUCAACAAUGAACUUACUCUCUUUUUGAACUCGACUUUAACCACUGUUGAAAUACUUGAAUCAGAUUUAUUUGAAAAGAAAAUAAAUGCUACUAUCAACAAUUUUUGCUUAAAUACGAUGCGCUCAAAUUUUCUUUAUUCGUUACAAUUGAUUCGGAAUAUGUACUCUGGAAAUGGUUUAAUUUCAGCACUUACUACAAGCUGGUAUCCAGUGGUUGCAUUUAAAGCAACUAUUGGAACGCUCUAUAUGCAAGCUCAAGAAUAUAAUCUAUCAUCAUGUAACUGUGCGACAAUGCCAGCUUGUGUGGAACCAAUAUCUCUUAAAUUGAACUCAGGAUCUAACUGGACAGUACCGGGAAUGAUGAUUGGUUGUUUACCUCUUGAAUCAAUGCUUGAGUCAACAUUAGAAUGUAUAUAUGAUCAAGAUUGUCUCGAUACAAUAACUGAAACGUUAUUGGCUAAGUCGAUACGACCGCUUUCCUCUACUCGAACUCGCUUUAAACCAAUUAACACGACAAAACUUACAAUAAUUGCUAGUGAACUAUUUAUCGAAGAUUGGGGUGUUGAAUUUGCUUAUGAAAAGUAUUUUGCUAGUUGUCAACCUAAAACUUGCUCGUAUACAUCGUUAGAACGAUUCCGUAUUAAGGAUUCAAUGGGUACAAUUUUCACCAUCUAUGGUGGUAUCUGUAUUUUACUUCAAUUUAUUAUUCCGAUUGGAUUUAAAUUGGUAUAUAAAUGUUUUUCUCAACGAAAUAGACAAAUUACAGCAAUGGAUACUACUUAA